Messenger RNA from Brienomyrus brachyistius, 5141 nucleotides. It is a transcript of the gene aco1, whose product is annotated as aconitase 1, soluble. The coding region runs from base 1688 to 4372 and encodes 894 amino acids. The transcript has 21 exons. Lineage: Eukaryota; Metazoa; Chordata; Actinopteri; Osteoglossiformes; Mormyridae. Gene Ontology annotation, biological process: tricarboxylic acid cycle; citrate metabolic process. Gene Ontology annotation, cellular component: cytosol; mitochondrion. Gene Ontology annotation, molecular function: aconitate hydratase activity; 4 iron, 4 sulfur cluster binding; iron-responsive element binding. The record is from RefSeq and is a predicted model, not a curated record.
UGACAGAAGUCGUCUCGUUUCAAUGAGCCAUUACGAAGAGUAAUACGCCCACAGUUUUAAAGCUUAUGGGUGUUUUUAAUUUUGACAAUUUUAGACAAUUCUGAACUAUAUUCUAUAUUAAACACUGACACGGUGACAGAAUGGAGUACCGCGAAGGUGACAGAUGAAGUACGGGGCGAGUCCGGCAACAGUGAUCAUGUCUAUUUAAUUUUAAGGAGAUAAAGUUGUGUGGUUGUUUUUAUUGCUUUUUACAUAAACAUCGCAAGUGUUCUACAAUCCCACAAAGCUUCAAGCAGUUUUUUGUCGUUAAUUGCCUUUUAAGUUGGCGAUAUGGCAGUUGAUCUUGCGUAAUAUGACCCCUUUGCUGUCAAAUAGGAAGUCAAAGUCUCGCAGUGCAUUUCUUCACCGAAAAUCAUAAAGUGUGCAGACUAUAUGAACUAUUGUGAUCUCAAAUGUCUAAAGGACGUUUUAAAAUCCCGGAAAGAACCUCCGGUUUCAUGUGGCAAACAUGCGCUUUGAUGAGUCUUAAUUGUCAACGCUUGAUUUUGUACAUGAAGCAUAUGCUUUGGGACUACAGGUUUGCGGUCGGAGGCAGAAUUCUUAUAAAAAUAGAUGUGUGGUGUACGUCUAGUAAAUAUUGCACUUGAAGUAUUCAAUCCCUGACUUCAGCUGCCGAGAAUCCACGGCUGCUUGUUCUUUCAAGAAGUCAUGAAUGAGUGCAUUGUACCCGCUCACCUAGAAAGUCGUGUUUUUCCUGGUUUUGACCUACAUAUUGGGUGCAUACCAUCCAUGCACGUGAACACUGAAAUCGAAGAGGAUUUGGUUAUUUUGUAUAAUUUGAAUUAAAUCGAGUUUUGGACAGCAUUGUACAACAUUCUUUUUUACUUAUUGGUUAGAUACAUAAAUAUUUUAUAGAAGGAGAGUAUGGUGAGUCACCCCCCCCCCCCCAGAAGAAUAGAUACUAUAUAUCUAUUUUUUUUCCCCUCAUAGUAGGUUGUACAGUUUACGAUGUGUUUUUACUGCUCAUUGGUUGAGACUCUGAAGAUGAUUUUAUGUAUCAAGCUCAAGAGGAGAGCAUCAGGUUCAUCUGCAUCACUCAUUGUUACUCCCCUGCAUGAACAGUGUCCCCACGAAAAUCUUCUGCCGAUACACAAAAGACGCUUCGCCUUUGCCAUGUCAUAAUUCAACUGUGAAAUUCCAAACACUUGUAUCUAUUCCUGUGGGGCAUUUUUGUCUUAAAAAUUGUUUAAAGAUUUCUUAUUCCCUGUUGACUUAUUCAGACUGUGCUCAGUUCUGCGAUCAGAUGUUUUGAUCUAGAUGUGAUCUCCAGUUCCUUUCCUUCUCACAUGCAGCCCCUAAAUAAACUUCUGUAUGGGGGCUGAGAUAAGACUUUGCCACCCUCUCUGUGAAGGGGGUAUGUCGUACCUCCUCGGAUGGUGUCAUCCCAGAUGUCACGUACCAUUUCAGGAUCCUGGCAGCGACUCAAGGCUUUCUGGUGUUAAAUAUGGGCAGAGCAGGAGCAAUGUCUGUCAUUUAGUGUGCGGUGUACCUUUUGGUGCGGUGUACCUUCACACAGUACGUGUGUGCCGGGAGUGCGGUUCAUCGAUGCGGUUGUUUUUAAGGGGAAAUCGCUGAAGUGCCUCGGUUUAGAAACACGAGCUGCCUUAGCUGAGGUGACUGAGCAAUAAUGUCAGUAGCCAUGGAAAGUCCUUAUGCGCAUAUUAGGGAGGCCCUGGACCCACAGAAACCGGACCACAAGUUCUACAACCUGUCCAAACUUGAGGAUCCUCGAUACACACGACUUCCCUUCUCCAUCCGUGUGUUGCUGGAGGCUGCUGUGAGGACCUGCGAUGAGUUCCUGGUGAAGCAGGCCGACGUUGAGAAUAUUCUCAACUGGGGCCAGACCCAGUGGGAGAGCGUAGAGGUCCCUUUCCGGCCAGCUCGGGUCAUCCUGCAGGACUUCACUGGGGUUCCCGCAGUGGUGGACUUCGCUGCGAUGCGUGAUGCCGUGAAAACCCUGGGCGGAGACCCUGAGAAGAUCAACCCCGUGUGCCCAGCAGACCUGGUCAUCGACCACUCCAUCCAGGUUGACUUCAACAGAAAGUCUGACAGUCUACAAAAGAAUCAGGAUUUGGAGUUUGAAAGAAAUCGGGAACGAUUUGCUUUUUUAAAGUGGGGCUCCAAGGCCUUCAGGAACAUGCGGAUCAUACCUCCAGGCUCUGGCAUCGUGCACCAGGUCAACCUGGAGUACCUGGCCCAUGUGGUGUUUGACCACGAUGGCUUUUACUACCCUGACAGCCUGGUGGGCACAGACUCCCACACCACUAUGAUCGACGGCUUGGGGGUGCUAGGCUGGGGGGUGGGCGGGAUUGAGGCGGAGGCUGUCAUGCUUGGCCAGCCAAUCAGCAUGGUGCUGCCACAGGUCAUUGGCUACAAGCUGAUGGGCGUUCCCGACAAGCUCAUUACAUCAACGGACAUCGUACUCACUAUUACCAAGCACCUACGACAGGUGGGUGUAGUAGGGAAGUUCGUGGAGUUCUUUGGGCCAGGCGUGUCCCAACUGUCGAUCGCCGACCGAGCGACCAUCUCCAACAUGUGCCCAGAGUACGGUGCCACGGCAGCCUUUUUCCCUGUAGACCACAUCAGCAUAAAAUACCUGGAGCAGACAGGGAGAUCCGCGGAGAAGCUAAACUAUGUCACUCAGUAUCUGAAAGCCGUGGGCAUGUUCAGAGAUUAUAGCAACGCUGACCAGGACCCCGAAUUCACCCAGGUGGUGGAGAUGGACCUGGGCACGGUUGUCCCUUGCUGUAGUGGCCCCAAAAGGCCUCAGGACAGGGUGGCUGUGACAGAAAUGAAGCGGGAUUUUGAAGGUUGUCUAGGGGCUAAGCAAGGCUUCAAGGGCUUCCAGGUGCCUCCGGAGCGCUUGAACAACACGGUCUCCUUCCAGUACAACGGCACAGACUUCUCUCUGAGUCACGGCUCUGUGGUCAUUGCUGCAAUCACCAGUUGCACAAACACCAGCAAUCCGUCUGUCAUGCUGGGGGCAGGGCUCCUAGCAAAGAAAGCUGUGGAGGCGGGUCUUAGUGUCCGGCCCUACAUUAAAACCAGCCUGUCGCCGGGCAGUGGCGUGGUCACGUCCUACCUUAAAGAGAGCGGAGUGAUGUCCUACCUCUCCAAGCUCGGGUUUGAAGUAGUGGGCUAUGGCUGCAUGACCUGUAUAGGGAACAGUGGGCCCCUCCCUGACCCUGUGGUGGAGGCCAUUACUCAGGGGGACCUGGUGGUAGCCGGAAUCCUGUCUGGCAACAGGAACUUCGAAGGCCGAGUGCACCCCAACACCCGCGCCAACUACCUAGCCUCGCCGCCACUGGUUAUUGCAUACGCCAUUGCGGGGACCAUCCGCAUCGAUUUGGAAAAGGAGCCGCUGGCGGUGACGCCUGAGGGAAAGGAGGUCUUCCUCAAAGACAUUUGGCCCACGCGGGAAGAGAUCCAGGAGGUCAAGCACCAGUUUGUUAUUCCUGCCAUGUUCAAGGAGGUCUACACUAAGGUGGAGAAUGUGAAUGAGCGGUGGAAUUCCCUCAAAGCCUCCUCUGACAAGCUCUACACAUGGGACCCCAACUCCACCUACAUCAAGUCCCCUCCAUUUUUCGACGGGCUGGCGAGGGAGCCACAGCUACCCAAGUCCAUAAACGACGCGUAUGUACUGCUGUACCUUGGGGACUCUGUGACCACAGACCACAUAUCGCCUGCCGGGAACAUAGCCCGGAACAGCCCUGCAGCGCGGUACUUGACCAGCAAGGGCCUCUCUCCGCGGGACUUCAACUCGUACGGGUCACGGCGUGGCAACGAUGCAGUCAUGGCCCGGGGCACUUUUGCCAACAUCCGUCUCUUCAACAAGCUGCUGGGCAAACAAGGGCCACAGACGGUGUACCUGCCCUCCGGUGAAACGAUGGAUGUGUUCGAUGCUGCUGACGAGUACAAAAAGGCCGGCUUGCCUCUCCUGGUCCUGGCCGGGAAGGAGUAUGGAUCGGGCAGCUCCAGAGACUGGGCUGCCAAAGGGCCAUUCUUGUUGGGCAUCAAGGCGGUGUUGGCCGAGAGCUACGAGCGCAUCCAUCGCAGCAAUCUGGUGGGGAUGGGCGUCAUCCCGCUGGAGUACCUGCCAGGCGACACGGCCGAGUCAUUGGGCCUGACGGGCCGCGAGUGCUACACCAUUGUCAUCCCAGAGACACUGACGCCCAAGAUGAACGUGGACAUACAGCUGGACACUGGGAAGACCUUCCAGGCUUGCAUGAGGUUCGACACUGAUGUGGAGCUCACGUAUUUCCAGCACGGCGGCAUCCUCAACUACAUGGUCCGUAAGAUGUCGGAGAAGUAGAGGAAAGAGGGGAAGAAAGGUCACCUGGCACAUGCUGAUACAUCAAGCCUGCAAGUGUGAUGAGAGUUACCUUGUAAGGACAAGGACCCCCCCCUAGAAACACCCAGUCCCAGUUCAAGAUGGGUGGUAAUGCAGACUUGCAGUACAUCUGUUGUGGUGGUGUUUUAGAGAUUGCAGUUUGGAUUAAAAUCAGUUUUGUCAAUUUUGGGACAUGUAAGUCCAGGUUGGCUUUGACUGGGACGAGAAUAAAAAUAUUAAAUCCUACUUAUAAUUAUUCUGCCUGUAAUUAAUAGUUUAAUCAAAUAUAUGACAUUUUAUAUUUAUGAAGUAAUUUUAAUACCCGUACAGUGAGCACCACUUGCCUUAAACUAUUAUAGCUUACUGUUUAGAGAGGACUGAUCGUAAGUGCCCAUAGUUUUAGGUGAAUGACCUUGUCAUUGACUAUAGCUGAUAUGCAGAAAAGUACAACCUAAUAUAACAACUGGAUUUCCCCCCUUUAUUUCAUUAAUUGUGUAAAAUCUAAGUACACCAUACAUUAUACUUUAAAACACUGCUACAUAUUAAAAUGCCAUAUCUGUACCUGUACAAUCUAGAUUAUGUUCAAGUAGCCAGAUGGGUUUUCAUCCAAAUAAAUUUCACUUGGAGGCAGACUUUCACACUUUUUACAUCAGCUUGUCCAGGAAUUGGUUUUUCAUACCUCCCCCCUCAACUUGUGGACCAGAUAUGUUGCUGUUUGCUUGCUUCCACAAUAAACCCUUUUUGGACCAAA